AUGCGGGUGAGCAUGGUGGGUGAAUUUUCAGAUGCCCCCCUCUCACACAGACCUGGGGCCUGCUGGUGUCAGUCUCAAAGGCAGGGGCGCGCCCUCUUUCGGUGCCUGGCACUUCUCUCACAUUCUCUCACUUCCUCCUCCGCAGCCAUGGCCUGCGAACAGCCCAAGAAGCCGACCGGCGGGGCCUACGGCAGCUGGCUGGCAGAGCAUCGGGCGGAGCUGCAGAAGGAGGUGGGCCCAGGGAAGCCGGCGUGCGAGGUGGCCAAGCUGGCCGGAGUCCGCUUCAAGGCACUCAGUGAGGACACCAAGGCCAUCUACCAAAAGAAGUUUGAGGAGGCCAAGGCCAAGUACGAUGCAGACAUGGCCGCCUUCCUCGAAGCCGGCGGCGAGAAGAAGAGCAUCAAGAGGAAGGCCGAGAAGUCCGCCAAGCGCAAGAAGGACCCGGCUGCACCGAAGAAGCCUGCGGGGGGUGCCUUCGGCUGCUUCCUUGCCAAGAACCGGGCCACUUUCACGGAGGAGUGCAAGGGCCAGCCGGUCACCGCCAUCACCAAGAUGGCCUCCGAUCGAUGGAAGAAGCUGAGCGAGGAGGACAAGAAAGUCUACCAAGAGGACUACGAGGCCAAGAGGGCCGAGUACGAAGAGGCCAUGAAGUCCUACGUGCCGCUUCCCAGCACCGACAACGACGCCGAGAAGCCGGUGGCUAGAUCGCUGCUGCAGUACUCGCUUUUCGGUGAUUGUCCCGUGCUUGUGUCUAUGACGUGUCAAACUAGAAACAUCACGUUGAUCUGUUGCAUGUUCCGUACAGCUGACGUACAUUCCACGGUAAAACUUGAGUAA
Molecule: messenger RNA, 837 nt
Organism: Symbiodinium natans
Lineage: Eukaryota; Dinophyceae; Suessiales; Symbiodiniaceae
Source: the annotation of a GenBank genome assembly